Messenger RNA from Menidia menidia (Atlantic silverside), 1218 nucleotides. The record is from the annotation of a GenBank genome assembly. Lineage: Eukaryota; Metazoa; Chordata; Actinopteri; Atheriniformes; Atherinopsidae.
AUGAGGAGGUCGUCCUCCUUUGUCCUCCGCCGAGUCGUUUGUGAUGGACGGCAGAAGCCUAAUGAGCUCACAGCUGUCGUGCGCGUCCACGUGCGCGUGCACGUCCACAUUAGAGCGUUGGUGUCAGGGUGGAGACAUCAGGAAACCGGGGAAUUAGCGGCGAGGGAGCUCCUACCAAGACCAGAACCCAAAAGCCCAAUCCUCAUCCAUCAGACUAAAACCGAGUCGUCCAACAUAAAAGGACGAAACGCUGAGGCUGGCGGAGCGGCUGGACCGGGCAGGACGAGGAGCAUCACAGUCCCCAUCGCUGGAGCGGCCAUCAGAGACCUAAAAACCAGCUUAAACCCACCAGGAAGAGCAGCAGGACGGGCGCCCCCCCCCCACCCCCCCCCCACCCCUCACUGUCUGCCCUCACUCUGCUUCAUCCAGCCCGUCGGCUCAGAGCUAAACGAGGGCUCUGAGUUGUUCUGUUUUGUUUCUGUGGGGGGGAACAAACUGAGCGUGCUCAGUUCGGUUUUUCUGAUGGGCACAGGCUUCUUCUUCUGUGGUUCCGGUGAGCCGGUGGGCAGCCUGGUGUCCCGGUUAACGUCGGAGGCGUUUCUGUAGAAACUGGAAACGGGCCCCCCCCCCUGACCUCCGUCCAGUAGGAACCGGUUUAGAGCUCCCCAGAGGGUCACUACUCAGCAUUAUCCGGUUUGUGAGUCUGAAAGCCCAGACCAGGGGCAGAACCGGAGGUCUGAACUUCUUUAUCUGCAACCCCUAGAUUUGUGUCAUUUUAACUACUUUAAUGCAGAAACGUCCCGGAAAAAAUCCACUAAGCUUCAUCCUUUUAGAUAAAUAAGAUCAGAUUUCAUCAUCUGUUAAAAAAAGACGGAAAGGAUCUCGAAAUCCUCUGAGGUCGGCCAUUUUGGACAGCUUAAUGUUUUAAAAUGAGGGGCUCGUUUAGUUUAAUUUUUUGUUUGUUUUUUUAAACUUGGCUUCUCUAAAAGGUUACCGAGACAUAAAUGGGGUUUAAACUUUAAACCGGUUUGCCAAAGUUUGCCAGCUCGCUGUCUGACAGGGUGAAAGGUCAGGGUACAGAUGCUGCCUUCGUGGAGGGUCGGACUCCCGAACGCUCCGAGGAAAGGGGCCGUUUUCCUGGUGGUCAUGUGACAUCUGUCCAGAUCCAGCUGUGUCCCCAGAUGCUGCCUCCUGAACAGUGUGUGUGUGUGUGUGUGU